Punica granatum (pomegranate) is the source of this 2684-nucleotide messenger RNA. The record is from RefSeq and is a predicted model, not a curated record. Lineage: Eukaryota; Viridiplantae; Streptophyta; Magnoliopsida; Myrtales; Lythraceae.
GUCAUCAUCUCCUUCUCCUUCUCUCUCUCUCUCUCUCUCUCUUCUUUCUCUCUCUACAAUGGCCGCCACUUCCUCCCCGGCCCUCUCCCAGGCCCUCCUCUCCCGCCCCUCCCUCCCUUCAACCGGGGCUCCCAACAACCAAUCCUCCCUCUCCCUCCCUUCCUUCUCUCGCAUCAAGCUCUCCCCGCUCUCCGCCGCCCACCGCCGCCGUCGCCUCCCCUCCUCGGCCUCCCGCUCCGCCAUCAGGGCCUCCUCCGCCGCCGUCGAGACCGUCGGCGCCACCGCUGAGACCUCCCUCGUCGAGAAGUCCAUCAACACUAUCAGGUUCCUGGCCAUCGAUGCCGUCGAGAAGGCCAACUCCGGCCACCCUGGCCUCCCCAUGGGCUGCGCCCCAAUGGGCCACAUCCUCUACGACGAGGUCAUGAGGUACAACCCCAAGAACCCCUACUGGUUCAACCGCGACCGGUUCGUGCUCUCCGCCGGUCACGGGUGCAUGCUCCAGUACGCUCUGCUGCAUCUCGCUGGCUACGACAGCGUCAAGGACGAGGACUUGAAGAGCUUCCGUCAGUGGGGAAGCAGAACUCCUGGACACCCUGAGAACUUUGAGACGCCUGGUAUUGAAGUCACAACAGGUCCUCUUGGCCAAGGAGUUGCCAAUGCUGUUGGUUUGGCCCUCGCCGAGAAGCAUUUGGCUGCCCGCUUCAACAAGCCCGAUUCCGAAAUUGUCGACCACUAUACAUAUGUUAUCCUUGGAGAUGGGUGUCAAAUGGAGGGUAUCGCCAAUGAAGCCUGCUCCCUAGCAGGACACUGGGGCCUCGGGAAACUGAUAGCAUUUUACGAUGAUAACCACAUCUCCAUCGAUGGUGACACAGAAAUUGCCUUCACCGAGAGUGUCGACACCCGUUUUGAGGGUCUUGGGUGGCAUGUUAUCUGGGUCAAGAAUGGUAACACAGGUUAUGAUGAAAUUCGUGCUGCAAUUAAGGAAGCAAAGGCGGUGAAGGACAAGCCCACUUUGAUUAAGGUAACGACCACCAUUGGUUUUGGUUCACCCAACAAGGCUAACAGCUACAGUGUGCACGGGAGUGCCUUAGGUGCCAAGGAAGUGGAUGCUACCAGGAAGAACCUUGGAUGGCCCUAUGAGCCUUUCCACGUUCCUGAGGAUGUCAAGAGCCAUUGGAGUCGACACAUCCCUACUGGUGCUGCAUUUGAGGCUGAAUGGAAUGCUAAGUUUGCGGAAUAUGAGAAGAAAUACAAGGAAGAAGCUGCAGAGCUGAAGUCUAUCGUCAAGGGUGAAUUCCCUGCGGGAUGGGAAAAAGCCCUGCCGACAUACACCCCAGAGAGUCCUGCAGACGCAACCAGGAACCUCUCCCAGCAGUGCCUCAACGCCCUUGCAAAGGUUCUGCCUGGCCUUCUUGGUGGAAGUGCAGAUCUUGCUUCUUCCAACAUGACUUUACUCAAGAUGUUUGGAGACUUCCAGAAGAACACUCCUGAGGAAAGGAAUGUCAGAUUCGGUGUUAGAGAGCACGGAAUGGGAGCGAUCUGCAAUGGUAUUGCCCUCCACAGUCCCGGGCUCAUCCCUUACUGUGCCACCUUCUUCGUCUUCACUGACUACAUGCGAGCUGCCAUGAGAAUUUCUGCUCUCUGUGAAGCUGGAGUUAUUUACGUGAUGACCCACGACUCAAUUGGGCUCGGAGAGGAUGGGCCCACUCACCAGCCCGUUGAGCACCUCGCUAGCUUCCGGGCCAUGCCCAACAUCCUAAUGCUCCGCCCUGCUGAUGGCAAUGAGACCGCUGGGGCUUAUAAAGUUGCCGUGCUUAACAGGAAGAGACCUUCCGUGCUUGCCCUCUCGAGGCAGAAGCUCCCCCAGCUCCCGGGAACCUCCAUUGAUGGAGUUGCCAAGGGUGGUUACAUAAUUUCUGACAACUCUACUGGCAACAAGCCCGACCUUAUCUUGCUUGGAACAGGGUCUGAAUUGGAGAUUGCUGCUAAAGCCGCUGACGAGCUCAGGAAGGGAGGGAAGACAGUGAGGGUUGUGUCCUUCGUUUCAUGGGAGCUUUUCGAUGAACAGUCAGCGGAGUACAAGGAAAGUGUCCUGCCCGCUUCUGUGACCGCCAGGGUCAGCAUCGAGGCAGGAUCCACAUUCGGGUGGGAGAAGAUCGUCGGCAGCAAAGGGAAGGCCAUUGGUAUCGACAGAUUCGGUGCGAGUGCCCCUGCAGGAAAGAUAUAUAAGGAGUUUGGAAUAACAGCAGAGGCAGUUGUUGCUGCAGCAAAGGAACUAUCCUCUUAGACUCGGGACAUGAUUAGCAAUUGCAAGCAAAUCUUGGAUCUUUUCUGUUAAUUAUUUGGAGUUGCGGUUUGGAUGUUCAGAUGAAGUGAAGAGGCCAUGACUUCAGAGAUAUGUCGCGGGAAUAGGUCUCUCUAGUUGCAAUAAAAGAAAGCUCGAUUUUUCCUUUUUCUUCUUUGUCUUUGCUGCUUUUUUUUUUUUUAAGUUGCUGCUAAUAGUUCUUGAUGGAAGCAAAAUAGAUCAGAUCAGACUGGGGAGGGAGGAUGGAUUUGAACUAAAUGAGUUACUCAGACAAAUCUCGAGUUUGUAAUCUUCUGUUGUCGAACAUAAUGAAUCCUCUCAUUCGGAAGAUCAUUAUACAGCUGGAUUUGAAUUCCACUGCUCUUUGGUGUUUGAUAUA